Messenger RNA from Cryptosporidium ubiquitum, 3321 nucleotides. RefSeq names its product pleckstrin domain-containing protein. Bases 1 to 3321 code for a protein of 1106 amino acids. The record is from RefSeq and is a predicted model, not a curated record. The transcript has a single exon. NCBI's taxonomy places the organism in Eukaryota, Apicomplexa, Conoidasida, Eucoccidiorida, Cryptosporidiidae.
AUGGAUAUAGGGAUUGAAGAUGAAAUUGAACUUCCACGAUCGGAAAACUCUGAACAGUCAAAACUACUUGAACAGAAAAUUUCCAGACUUGAAAAGUUGGUAAAAUCAAGGGACGAUGCCCUUAAUGAAUUGUAUGAGGUCGAAAAAAAUAAAAAUGAUGAAAUCACUUCUCUCAAGGAACGUAUUAAACAAGAUGGAUUUGAAACUUCCAAACUUCAGAAUAUAAUUAAAACCUUAAAUGAUGAGAUUUUUACACUGAAUGAAAAGAUUUCUGAUCUUCAGCAGCAAAAUAUCAAUAAUUUAAAACAACAGCAAAUCAUAGAAGCUUCUUCUCCUCGUAUUGUCGAGGAUCUUCUUACCGAUAAAGAGUCUUUAUAUAAAGAAAUCGCAGAUCUGAGACUUCAGAUUUCCCAACUUGAAAGCAAUUUACAGGAUAAAGAAGAGGAUUAUGCCACACUAAGAACAAAAUUUUCAGAAUUUGAGAUUAAAAAAGAGAAUGAAAUUCAGUUAUUGCUAAGCGAAAGUAAAGACACAAAAAAUCUUUUUUCUGAGAAAGAGCAAGCUCAAAAAAAUACUUAUAACUCAAGAAUUAACUCUUUAGAAAGUGAAAUUGAAUUAUUAAAAUCGGAUUGCUUAGAGUUACUGAAAUUGAUUGCACUUUUGCAGAUAAAAACUACUAAGAUUGAAAUAGUCAAUUCUGAAUCUAUCAAAGAGGCUAGUGAUUUAAUCGUUAGUUCUUUAUCAUUAUCAGAUAAGACCAAAGAUCUAAUAAAAGACGAACAAAAUUAUAAUGUUAACUUCAGUGAGAAAAUUAUCUCAUUUUCUCAAGUAUUAAUUGAUAGAGUUGUCAAUUUCUCUAACUCCAGUAUUAACUCAAAGGAAGUUAAUCUAGAAAUAAACAAUCAGACAAUUAAUUUUAUGCAAAAUUGGGUAAUUAAUCAUUUCUCAGGAAUAAUAAUUAAUCGACCUCCUUUAUGUUCAGUAAGUCACACUGAGUCACUUUACAAAGAAAAAGAAUAUAUUCUAAAUUGUAUUGAAGAAGAAUACUUCGUAGUAGAAGAAUUUUUAAAUAAAAUUCUGAUUGAUUCUGAGGAUUCAAUCAAAGAAUCAUCUCUAAAUAUAUUCAAAAUAUUAUUGGAUAUUUUAUUUUUGGAUAUAAAUAAUUCAUAUAAUCAACCUUCUAAAGUUGGUUUUCAAAAUAAACUUAACACCAUCGAUAGAGAAUCUAAAGAAUAUCUAAAGACUGAGCUUUUGUUUAAACUGAUAAUUAAAUCUGUAGCAAAAAAUGAUUCUGAGCCUUUAAUCACCAAUUUUAAUGAAAUUAUGUCGGAAGUUGAUUCCGACUUACCAAACCCCAAAAAGAUUGAACUUGAAGAGCCAAAUGUUUGUUUAAAAAUAUUUAGCAUUAAAAAAUUCAUUCAUUCCUUACUGAAGCUUAGUUUUGGAUGUGGAUGGAAUCUAUUACAUGUAUUAUCCUAUUUAGAACAGAUUGAAACUCUUCAAUUACUUCUUGAACAGUUUUCGUUUGAAGAACAAAUAAAUAUUGUUAACAGAAAAAGUUCUUCAGGGUUUAUACCUAUAUCACUGUCAAUUCUUAAAGAUAACUUGUUAAUUACGGAAUUAUUUUUAACAUGUGGAAGUGAUGUACAGACGCAAGAUAAUCGCAGAAAUACUUUAAUUCACUUUGCAGUGAACCCAGAUAUACAAGAGAUAUUAAUUAAAAGACGCAUUUUAUUGAAUGUCAAGAAUUCAUCUGGCCAACUUGCAAAUGUGAUUCAAUCUAAUUCAAAGAAUUCGAAGUUUCAUUUGGACGAAUUUGAUCAAAAUGAAUCUUCGGAUACCGAGUACGAAAAACCUCAACUUCAGACAUCAAAUGCAAGAUCAGUUAAUAAUUAUGAAUACGAUUUUCCAGAACCUUCAAAAAGAUUGUCAUCUUUCUGCUGUCAAACAUUUGAUUCUCAAGAAACUGAAAAUAAAGUUAUGUUAUCAGCAUGGAUUAGCGGAAAUGAACCGGUUUCUUCGUGCAGAGACGAUUUUUGCAUUUUUUCGACACCUGAGUCUGAAAACCAAGAUUCCGAUAUGGUUGAUCAUUCCGUUUGGAAUAUGCUUGGGUUUUCAAGUAGCAGAAAUAUUUCAAGUAUGUAUAAGAGUAAAAAUGGAGAUCAUGCUGCAAUGGGGCAAAAUCUUGAUAGGCUAGAAGAAAUGGGUUUAACUUCUUCAGAGAGGAAAAAAAGAAUUUGGAGUGAUAUUGUUAUCAACUAUACGGCAAGAGGGCUUGAGAAGUCAUGUUUUCCACCUCCUCUAGAUUGCCCAACGAACUUAUUCAGACAGAUUCUUGUUUUGACAUCUGAAAGGUUUGCAUUAUUUCAGUAUUCCCCGUUAAAGCUUCUCCAGGCAGCUCCAAUAAUUGACUUCGAAGAAAUCAUUAUUCCAAAAAAUUCAAAUGUACUUCUUCUACUUAAAGUAGAUGGCUGGGAUGAUAUUCUUCUUGAAGUUAAUCGUAGAAGUGAAUUCCUUGAUGAGCUAACUACUUUAUAUCGUACGCUUACUACUCCAUCAGAAAUUCUUCUUUCCCAAGCUACAGAAACCUCCACUAACAACUCUGAAAACAAACCUGAAAAAUCGAGUUCAUUUUGGCUUGGAUUUAUGGGUAAUAAGAAUCUCUCUAGUAGUAACUCAGACCCAAAACAAGAUGUUCUAUCUCCAGAAAGAGCCAGUGCAUUUCAAAAUUUAAUUUCAGUUUAUGGUGAGAAUCCGCCAAUAGUUGCUGAACCCGAUAAUCUUAUCGGGCUGUUUAAUUCGGAAAAUCAGUAUUCUCUUGUUCUUGCCAUUAUAAACAAGAGCUCAUUUAUGCUAUUGCCGCAUAGAGAGUCAAGCCUACUUGUUUCAAUUCCUACAUAUCACUUUGGAUUUUUGGGUAUUUGUAUCAAUCCGCCUUUGGCACUUGAAAACCCUCUUUCUCAAAAGAAAAAAGAAUUAUCUGACUCUAUUUUAUCAAGUGAAAACGAUUCAUCUGAAAACAGACUUUGGCAAGAAAGAUUUUUCAUAUUAAGAUCUGAUGGAGCACUAAUCUGGUGUCACCAUCCAAAUGAUAACGUUUAUUGUGAAACUAUUCCAAUUCGGUUCGUAAGGCAAAUUCGCGUCUUCAAUCUUGCAACUAGUAAAGAAAAUGAAUUUGUCCCCUGUUUUGCAUUAGAUUUCACAAAAAAUAGUGUACCAUCUUCACUUAUUCUCCAUUCAGAUUCUUCCGAAAUGAGAGAUAAGUGGGUUGAAAAAAUACACAAUGUGAGGACCGUUUUAUCUGAGUCUAGUGAAUCAUAA